Messenger RNA from Acyrthosiphon pisum (pea aphid), 4807 nucleotides. RefSeq names its product heparan sulfate glucosamine 3-O-sulfotransferase 5-like. Bases 347 to 1339 code for a protein of 330 amino acids. Gene Ontology annotation, molecular function: [heparan sulfate]-glucosamine 3-sulfotransferase activity. The record is from RefSeq and is a predicted model, not a curated record. Lineage: Eukaryota; Metazoa; Arthropoda; Insecta; Hemiptera; Aphididae. The transcript is spliced from 4 exons.
GACCGUUUAGUACGUUCAAUCGGCUCGCCCGGCCGAGUCCUGCGCCGCCGCCGCCGCGUCCAAGUCCAACUUCCAUCGCCGAUGCCGCCGCCACCCGCACGCCGAGAAAACGCGAUACGCCACCACCACCACCACCGACGCUCGUCCUCCGUUCACCCCGUCAACUACCCCCUCACCAACACGCGACGACGACUCACCACCCUCUGCCUGGGUCCGUACCUCGUGUCCUCGCCACAGCCGGGUCCGCCGCCACACGGCCGCCGGGAGCACCGACGCCACCACCGCUGCGCCACCACACGGCAAUGAUCGCGCCGCCCGGAACUAUGCGCCAGAUGCGCAAAUCGUAAUGCGAAGAUGGUGUGUUCCGAAUGUCCAAUGGUCCCAGUUGGUGUUGUGCGCCACCGUGCUGUUCCUGCUGGGCGGCCUGCACAUUUACAGAGGCCCCAACGGCGGACCGCUGCAGGCUUUGGACGAAGUGGCCGACGACGAGGACACUUCCGGUUCCGCCCGGACCACUCAAGACGACCGGGCGUACCGGAGGCUCAGGUUUCCGAAGACCAGCAGACGAUUGCCUCAGGCGAUCAUCAUCGGUGUGCGGAAAGGCGGCACGCGGGCGCUGUUGGAGAUGUUGUUCCUGCACAAGUCUGUGCAAAAGGCCAACGGCGAGGUGCACUUCUUCGACCGGGACGACAACUACGAACGCGGCCUGGACUGGUACAGAAGGCGAAUGCCGUACUCGUUCCCCAACCAGAUCACCAUUGAAAAGAGUCCCAGCUAUUUCGUGACACCAGAGGUACCAGAACGCAUCAAAGCGAUGAACUCGAGCAUUAAGCUGCUUCUCAUCCUCAGGGAUCCCGUGAUCAGGGCCAUAUCGGAUUAUACGCAGUUACACAGCAACCCAUUGGCGAACCGCAGCAGUAGGUCGUUCGAGCAGCUGGUGGUGAAGCCGGACGGCACGGUAAACACCAACUACCGGCCGGUGUCCGUGUCCACUUACCAUAACCACGUUUACCGGUGGCUGGACGUGUUCCCCAGGGAGCAGUUGUUCGUGGUCAACGGCGACCGACUUAUCACCAACCCCGUGUCCGAGCUGAACCGCAUCGAGACGUUCCUGGGCCUCGAGCACAGGAUCGGCGCCGACAACUUUUACUUCAACCGGACCAAGGGGUUCUACUGUCUGCGGUACGGGCCUGUGGACAAGUGCCUGAAGGAGACCAAAGGCCGGAAGCACCCGGACGUCCGGCCGUCGGUCGUGGCCAAGCUCCGGGAACACUUCAGCCAGCACAACCAGAAGCUGUACGACGUAUUGGGCCAAGACUUCGGGUGGCCGGAGAAGUAGCGCACGGGUUUGAUGUGGAGUGGGUGAGGGGGGCGAGUGCAAAUGUCACGGUGACAUCGUUUUUUUAAAAAUGUUUUUCGUUCUUUUGGAGUUUUGUAUACAGGGAUACUACAUAUAUUAUAUAUAUAUAUAACAUUAUAAAUAUUACUAUAACGUCACAAUAUAAUAAUUACCUAACCUACGUACUGACCGCGAUUAUAUCGCGGGCCGAGCGCUUCGCUUUCUGUACAAGACUUAAAGUGUGCCGCUCGAUUUGUUCUUCUUAUCACAUGAAACGAAACGUUUGAACACUGCCAUGCUCAUACUACAUGCAUAUAUAUAUAUAUUAUAUUGUAUACUGAUGGUGAGGAAUGGUGAACGAGGAUGGGUAGGGGGCACGCGAGUUUAAAUCGUUUUCCUUCAAAACUGCACCACACAAUGUUAUAUUUUACGAGACGAAUCUUAUAAUAACUCGACAAAGAAAAUUUGGAUAUCAAAAUGGUAAUAUUAUUAUUAUUGUCGAAGCGUUUAAGGAGAGAGACGAAUUAUUUUACGAUACGAAACAAUUGGUUUCGGAAUCACCCGUACUAAACCACGUGGCAUAAUCUUCAGUAGGUACACGUCCACGCAGAAUUUUAAAUUAAUUUUAAUAAAAUUAAAAAUUGAUUUCAAUCAAGUUGGUUUAGUCUAUCGGAUUUUAAAACCAAUUUCGUUUACCAUUCAAACAUAUUACUAUUAAAGUAUGGCGAUAUUUUUGUUUUCAUUCUAAACGUAAUAUGUGGUUUUUAUUUUUUUACACGCGAAUGCUAUUCAUUACACCGUAACGUGAAUACAUUUACGGCCAUGUAUGUUAUACAUUGAAUUUUUCUUCCCCAUCGGGCGAUUUCGUGUAAUUCAAUAACUUUAAAUUAAAAAUUUGAAUCUGAAUUCAAACAAUAAUACUACAUAUUAUGUGGCGCUCGAUCGCCAGUUUUCGACAUUGCGGUCCAACAGAUUUUCUCGUCGUCUCUCGUCUGAGUCUGCUGUGAGACGUCGUUUCUUUACUACCCACUCAAAACAUGGAUGUGAUCUCACUGAAGUCAAGAAUGAACGUAACAAAUUAGUGUUUUAUUAUUAUUUUCAUACACUCCCAGUGGUGUCUCUCUCUCUCUCUCUCUCUGCAUCAUUGCACAAAAUCGACCGACAUAUCAAAUUAUAUUGUGUAUACUAAAUCGAAACAUUAGUAUUCUCUCGUACACCUACGCGUAACAUUAGUCUGUUAUCUUUUGUUAUCUUUCUUUUUAAAAAUAAUUGUUCGUUGAUAAUAAUAUGUUAUACUUCUAAUGAAAUGUUUUAAAACUAUCAUUAUUUUUAUUAUUAUUAUUAUUUUAUUUUUCACGACCGAUUUACGAUUGACAUCGACUAUUCCCGCCUAUUAUACUACUCUACUAUUCCCACGAACGCAAUGAUUUCAGUGGUAGGCGAAACAACGUACAUUUUAUAUUACAUUAUGUUGCUUUGUCCGCUGUACGGCCGCCGACGUUAAAAUGUUAUAAUUAUUUUCAUGAAAGCACAACUGCUGGAAACGAUCUGCGGAAAGAUUAAUACGUUUCACACGUGCAAUAUUUAUACUAUCGUUGUUGAAUAAUAUAAUAUUAUAUAGUAUCGUUUAUAGACUGCCAAAGUUGUUUCGUUUUUUCGUUGCCCAACCAAUUGCCAUCCCCAGUUACGAUAUUAAUACUAUGACCAUAGGAGUUUAACUAUAUUUAAAACGCCUUUUCCGAGUUGAUUGCAGUCGCGGGGUGAAAAGAAAAUAAUAACAAUAAAAAAAAAAUAAUUACUUUACGUACCUUAAUGCGUUUUAAUAAUAGUACAAAUGUAUGAAAGAAAAAAAAAUAUAUAUAUAUAUAUGCAUGCUCCACACAUUCUCCUCUGGCCUUUACCAAUAGUGAUCUACACGAUGGCAGCUGAGGGGAAAGAGGCAUAAUAAUAUUAUCAUAGUGCAUAUUAUUAUUACUUACCUACUACUUUUACAUAUUUCAAAUUUUCAAUGAGCAAUAAUGACUUUCUUUUCGGAUGGUUGAUUAAUUAUUUACUUACGUAAUAUUGUUAUAUAUAUAUAGGAAAAAUACUAUGUUAUGUUAUAGUAUAUAUUUAUAUAUGUAUUUUGUUCGUUAUGAUUAUUAUUGUUCUUUUUUUUUUUUUAAACAACGAUCAUAUCAACUAUAGACUUUUUUCGUGUAUUUUGUAAGUCGUUUAUAAUACUAUAUUUUAAGUAACUUAAAACAUAUCAAUGUUUGAAACGUAGCAUGAUUAUAUUAUAAUACUAUCAUUAAGGGAAAAUUAUAAAUUGUAUUUGUAUUAUCGUCGUAAGGAACCUAACGGGGACAGAAGUCGAAAGGAUUUGUGUGUGUCGCUUUUUCGUCGUCGUUUCCCCGUUAUAUCAACAAGCCGAUCGUGUUUAUCGUUAUGUGUCGUAAACUACUGUAAUUGUAUUUAAAAAAAAAAUUGUAAAUGAUUUUUUUUUAUCGUUUUACUACCAACGCGAUUACGUCUUAAGCUUCAUCGCUGUCACACAAAAAUCCUAGCGACACGUGACCUUAUCUAUAUGUCUCGUUAUCCGUGCAUUGUACCACGUAUACAUAUCAUAUCAUAUUAAUAUUAAUAUAUAUUGUACCAUAUACAUAUCAUAUAAUGUACCAAUACCGUGAAAACGAUUUGGACUGAAAAACAAUGUUUACUAAACAAAUACAUAUCAUUUUGAUUAGGUAGCGUUUACUAUUAUAUAACUUUAUUGUACUUGUAUUUGAUGUAUUUUUUAUUUAUACCGUUAUCGUAAAAUAGUUUAUUGUUAAGUCGAUUAUAUUAUAGAUAAAUUUCUUAGAACAAUGUACAAUUAUUGUGGUACCACAGGUGGGCCGGGGAGCGUAAUAUAAUAUUAUAAUAUAUCCAUAUCAAUAUAAUUAUCAUUAAAUGACUACUGGACAGCUGGCUAUAUAAUACUACUGUUAUCAUCCCGACAAAUAACUCGGUCACAUUUUACAAUAUUAUCAAUGAAAUAUAUUAUAUAAAAAACAAUAUUGGUGACAUUUCUUGAAAUAUACAUCAAACUAUAUAUAGGGCGUUGCAGAUAGACUGCAGUGUGACUUUAAUACAGUACUGAUGACUCAUCAUAUUCUGUCCAUUUCCACUUCUCGUUCUUAUAUUAUGAUAUACUUUGAACAAUAAAUAAUUGUCCAUGGGAUUUUUGUAACGGCAAAUCGUAUGUAAAAACUAAAAACAGUAAUAAAAUAUAAUAUAAUAGAUAUCCCGAACCCCGUAACCAAGCUGUAGGAGUUUUUUCAUAAUUUAACUUUUGAAUCGAUUCCAGACAAAUACUUUAAAUAUUAUAUUAUAAAUCAAAGAUUUAAUAAUAUUCAAAAAUACCCGCAAUUACAAACGUCAAUCUAUUUCCAAAUUACUAGGUACCUACCGCUAACUAAAGCAAAUAAUCCAAAAACAAACUAUUCA